UGGGAGUCGACCGCAGUCGAGAGCCUUCUCUGCAACUUCGUUAGUUUGUCCCUAAAUUUCUCGUUAGUUACUUUUGCUCCAAGCUUGGUGUUUUCAAAUGCAGUGAAGAAUCUAUGAAAACUGUUUCAACCAUUAGUCAAAACUGCGUUCCUCAUAUUCUUGUUCUCUCCAAUUUCUCCAACCAAAAAAACCAAAAUAAAUAUACGAGAGUUUUGGUGGUGGUUUUUUCUGGGCAUAAAAUUCCGGUAACUGACCAACCUACUAUCUCCGAAGCUUCCCUUAUUUCUUCCCCCUUCACAUUUCCAUUGGCUUUUACAUCUUUAUUGAGUUUGUGAUUGAAAUUUGGAAUCUUUAUUCUGAUUCUGCUAAAUUGUCGGAAAGCUCUUGUCUUUUGCUGUCUUUGGUCGGAAGGGUGGAACCAUUGCGGCUUUGAGCUUGAAAAUCGGGGCAUUGAUAUUAAAGUAUUGAAAUUUGUGCUGGGAAUUUUGGCGUUUUGAGGAGUGAUUGAUACAUUGGUUACUGGGUUUCACUGGGUUUUGGAUUUGGGGUUUUUGGGUCUGGUGAGUUUGGGAACUUGGGAUGGAUGAAGUUCAAGGCAUUUCUGGAUCUUUGCCUCCUUUUCUUUCCAAGACAUACGAAAUGGUGGAUGAUUCUUCGACCGAUUCGAUUGUGUCUUGGAGUGCUGGUAAUAGAAGCUUCAUUGUGUGGAACCCUCCGGAGUUUGCUAGAGAUUUGUUACCGAAGUAUUUUAAGCACAACAACUUCUCUAGCUUCAUUAGGCAGCUCAACACAUAUGGUUUUCGAAAGAGUGAUCCUGAGCAAUGGGAAUUUGCGAAUGAUGAUUUUGUAAGAGGCCAGCCACAGCUUAUGAAGAAUAUCCAUAGACGAAAGCCAGUGCAUAGUCAUUCUUUGCCGAACAUCCAGGUCCAAGGACAUGGGAGUUCAUUGCUAUCUGAGGCUGAGAAAAAGAGUAUGAAGGAUGAGAUUGAGAGGCUCAACCAUGAAAAAGAAUGCCUUGCUGUGGAGCUACAAAGGCAUGAGCAGGAAAGGCAGGGAAUGGAGUUGCAAAUGCAGUUCUUGAAGGACCGCUUGCAACAUAUGCAACAGCAGCAGCAGACCAUGGUGGCUUUUGUGGCUCGAGUUUUGCAAAGACCGGAGCUUGCCUCCAAUCCUUUACCGCAGUUUGAACUCUGUGGCCGAAAGAGGAGGUUUUCAAGUGUCGAUUGGGCCUAUGAUAAUGUCAGCGUGGGAAAUGGUCAGAUGGGGAGUUGGCAAAAUGUAACUAGAGAGAAUAUGGAGACGGGAAAGGUACUGCAGUUGGAGUCAUUCCUUCAUUUUUGGGAAGAUACAAUCGAUGAUGCUGGCCAGACUCAAGUUCAGGCUAGUACAAAUUUGGAGUUGGUUGAAUCUACAAGUUGUGGGGAAAGCCGAGCUGUAUCCUGCAUGCAAAUUGUUGACCAACAAUCCAAAUUUCCAGAAAUUGAUAUGAAUUCGGAGCCUGCUGCAGCUGUUUCUCCUGUGCUUGCUGGAAGUGUUUCUCCCGAGCCUGUCAGAAGUGUUUCUCCCGAGCCUGUCAGAAGUGUUUCUCCCGAACCUGCUAGAAGUGUUUCUCGUGAGCCGGUUAGAAGGGUUUCUUUUGAGCCUGAUGCCUUAAAACAACAAUCAUCAAAAGAACGAACAGCUAAAAUUUCUAGUGCUGGUGUCAAUGACUUAUUUUGGGAACAGUUCUUGACAGAAAAUCCUGGUUCAACUGACUCGCAGGAGUCGGAAAGAAAGGAUUCUGAUCGUAGGGGACACGAGAUUAGUCCUAGUGACAAUAGCAAGUUGUGGUGGAAUAUGAGGAAUGUAAAUAACCUUACAGAACAAAUGGGGCAACUUACUCCAGUAGAGAAAACAUGAUUCUAUCUGUUUCCUCUGGGACUGUGCUGCCCAGUAGCUUACAUAUCAUACCAUAGGUAUGGAUUUACAUUUCUAUAUAGGACAUAUUACACAUUUACACACAUCUGUGUUUGAGUUCAGUCUAUCUUAGUUCAGUGUAUAUUACUGUAUGCUAACUGCUAGUCUUAAUACCUUUGAAACCUAAUAGUUGCAUUUAACUUCUGCCGGAA
Molecule: messenger RNA, 2108 nt
Organism: Argentina anserina (silverweed cinquefoil)
Lineage: Eukaryota; Viridiplantae; Streptophyta; Magnoliopsida; Rosales; Rosaceae
Product: heat stress transcription factor A-4c-like
Exons: 2
Coding region: 580-1899 (439 amino acids)
Biological process (GO): cellular response to heat; regulation of transcription by RNA polymerase II
Cellular component (GO): nucleus
Molecular function (GO): RNA polymerase II cis-regulatory region sequence-specific DNA binding; DNA-binding transcription factor activity
Source: RefSeq, a predicted model, not a curated record